Messenger RNA from Olea europaea var. sylvestris, 1548 nucleotides. RefSeq names its product protein PXR1. Bases 114 to 1217 code for a protein of 367 amino acids. Gene Ontology annotation, molecular function: nucleic acid binding. Gene Ontology annotation, cellular component: nucleolus. Lineage: Eukaryota; Viridiplantae; Streptophyta; Magnoliopsida; Lamiales; Oleaceae. Gene Ontology annotation, biological process: regulation of ribosome biogenesis. The record is from RefSeq and is a predicted model, not a curated record. The transcript has 11 exons.
CUGCCUCUUCUGUAAAGCCCUCUCUCCCAAAUUGAGCAUUCAAUUGUCGUUGCGACUGAACUGUAGAGAGAGAAAGGGAGAGUAGAGUUCGCUCAGAUUUGGAUCGCAAAAGUAUGUCGGCACCUGAAGCUCCUCUUCGCUAUGUUGGAAUCGAUCGGAAUUCUGCCGCCUUCCGCCUCAUGAAACAGAUGGGAUGGGAAGAAGGAGAAGGGCUUGGGAAAGAAAAGCAAGGGAUCAAAGGAUACGUCAGGGUGGAGAACAAGCAAGACACUUUAGGUAUAGGCACGGAGAAGCCAAAUGCCUGGGCCUUUGACACCACACAGUUUGAUAGCAUCCUCAAGAAAUUGAAAGUGCAAGCAAUUGAAAUUAACAAUGAUGAAGCUGAUAAAAAAGACAAAGUGAAAGCAGAUAAACAGAACAAGGCUCCUAAGGACAAUCACGAUGCAGCUGUUAAAGUUACUCGACCACAAGGAAGGUAUAAGAGAAGAGAGAAGGGGAAACUUGUCCAAGCAUAUUCUUCUCAGGAUCUUGAAGGAAUACUUGUAAAGAAAGUAAAGUCUCCUGAUACAAGUCACGAUGACAAUGUAUCAAAGGAAGCAGAGUCAAUGGAAGUCCAUGUUCCAGAUAUUGAUGUUAAGGAUCAAGAUAUUCCCGCAGAGUGGUGGGGUCAUAAACAUGGGUUCAUCGCUGGAGGUAUGCUUGGUGCUGAAUCUCGGAGAAAGAAGGCCAUUCUCUCUGAAAAUGGCAAAAAUUCUAACCAGAGAGUGACAUUCAAUGAGGAGGAUCAAGAAAAUCUUUACAAACUCGUACAAGACAAAGCCACCACUGGAAAACAAGGGCUUGGUAUCAAAGACCGUCCAAAAAAAAUCCAUGGCUGCUUCUUUGAGGGGAAAAAGACAACUUUUGAUGACAGUGAUGACGAGGGUUCUUCUGAUUCCCGUUCUUCAGUGAAAAGGAAACAAGUUGAAAAUGUAGAGAUGGAAAAAGACGAUGAACUGAAGCCAAAGCUAAAAAAAUUAUGUAGAAGGCUUCUUCAGCAGGUGCCUGGGGAGUCUUUAAAGCUGAAGCAGCUCAAAGCUCUUAUCGACGAGCAUUCACCUUCUACUUUUUCCAGCUUUACAUCUAAGAAGGAAGCGCUUACGUUUCUUAAACACAAGCUCGAAGGCAGUGACAGGUUCUCUAUAGAAGGAAAAAAAGUGUCGAUCUCUUCAAAGUGACCUGACCAAUUUUGUCACUCCACAUAGCUAUACCUGUAACGGUGCAACAUUGCCAUGCAGUAUUUGUAUUCGUUGAUAAGGUUGCAGUCAAUUUAAUAUUUUUUCUUUAUUGAAUUUUGUCUCGUCAAUUAUAUUAGCUUGGGAAAGUUCUUGGAAAUUUAUAUUAUUUAGUGGAUAGAAAUUGAUUUGAGAUGAGUGAGGUUGUGUACGGAAUAGGAAGAAAAUGAUUGAGAUUUUUGAUGUUUGGGAUAUACAAUGAAUGACUAUUUGUGUAAUUUUAGAAUUAUUGUUUUGUUGUACCAAAUAAAAGGGUAGAAUAUUGGAUUUCUUA